ACGCACGUCAGAGCAAGAAACUUCAUAACUCCACAUUGGGUUGGAUACGCUUUUCGUUUUCUCUUUUGCAAAAUGUGUUCUUAGCGAAAAAUACUCAAGAUUUUAUCCAUGACGGACACAAAACACACCCGUGGACAUUCUAGGAAGUUAAAAAUCGGAGUUGGCGGGAAGCCUGUGCAAAGCUGGCAACAUGAAGUCGAAAUGCAGCCUACGAGCUCCCUGGCAAGGGCAACAGCCGCUCAGAAUACAGAUUCGCAUCAAGAAAGUGGUCUGAGUCGUCAUCCCGUCGCUCAGGGAACGCAACAAGCGUUUGCUGCCAUCAACCCGCGCGGCAAAAAAGAAGCAACGACAUUCCCGGCAUUUCACUCGAAGAACGCUCCGGUCAAAGUCUCCGUAACUGGAGAAUGGGCUCUGAAGGAAUGCGAGGAACACACAUUCUGGGCUAACAACUUGUUAAAGAGAGGAAAGCGGAGACUUAUUUCCGACAUCCGCCGUUCGAUCGGUGAUGGCCAAACCUUGGUUUACGUUUUGGAAACCUUAGCUGGUCAGAAGAUCCCGGGCGUUUAUGCUCGUCCAGUAACCAGGGCACAAAAACUAGAAAAUCUACAGCUAUGUAUGAGUUUCAUGGGAAACAGAAAUAUAAACCUGCAGGGAAUUUAUGUUGGAGAUCUUAUUGAUGGUAACGUGAAAUCUGUGCUGAAUCUCUGCAGAAAUAUUAAAGCACAAUUUGAGGGAGGAUGGGUGUGUCCAGAUGGGCCACGCCCUGGCUCCUCUGGAUCAACCAAAGAGGAAGAUUUCCGAUUGAUGAGUGGCACAUUAUCUCAACAUCCUGUGACAAAUGGUUAUGAUGUGGAUCUGCGACUGCAUGGUAACAGUUCAGGAUACCACUCAGAUGAUGCAUCUCCCAUGAAGAAGAGUGAGGGAGCUCCAAUUCAAGAGUUCCGCAUGCCAGGAAUGCUUGACGGUCAUGAAGAGCAAUCCAGGAAAAUUGUGCAACCUUCUGAUGUUAUUAUAAUGAGCCGGACUGAAUUGGACAAAAGAGGGGUCUUGCAGACAAGUGAGAAUCCACAAGUUCGCACAAAUGGAACCAUUUCAUUGGAAGAAAGACUGAAAACAUUGUUGAGCUCUCCAAAUCCUGGAGGACAGGCUGGAGAGGAAACUGAGGAAGAGCUUAUCAUUCCACCACCACCAAAGGGAAAUCAUUUUAAUGAUGAUGAUGAUGAUGAUGAUGAUGGUGAUGUUGAGCGAAGACUUCAGUCGCUGUUGGAUGUCGCUGAAGAAGACAAACCUGAUAUGGAGAUUAAAACUAAGGACUUUAGUGGCUUGAAGGAGCUUGACAGGAUUGGUUAUGUGAGGAGCUAAAUUACCAUCAGCGCCGCUUAAAAGACAGACGAGACUAGAAUCAGAUUCGCCAGCUCAAUCACCAAGAUUUCACCGCAAAUUAACAACAGCCGUAGGACUAACAACAAGAGCAACAGCCGUUGCAUCCGAAAUACAGGCCUCACGACCACAAAUGCAAAGAACGAAGGAUAGGUCUGGUAGCGUGAACAGUACGCACAGUGAAAGUGGCCAUGCUAUGAGGCUUGUGAAAGGGGAAGGCACACCACCUAAACGUUUCCAAAGAACGAAUUCACGGUCAAACUUUUUGAAACAGGUCGCUGAAAAGCUGGCGGAUAGAUCAACGACGCCAACUGUUUCUGGAUCGGAGUCGGUGUCUCCAGCAGACACGCCAAUGCUGCCGACUCUUUCGCCCUCUUCUUCAGUGGCCACGUUUGUGUUCGUUAGUGAAUCAGAAUCGUCCGGUUUAAGUUCUGAUGAAGAAGAAGGUCGUCAUUGGCGGAGACGCUCAUCGGUUUCUUCAAGCAGAAGCCGGGGCGGGAGGGACAAAAGAAAUUCGAUUGCGUCAGGAAAAGCGAAGAGUACUCCAGAUUUACAGGAAAUUCGUACACAGCUGGAAUUCUUAGAGGAGAUGUACAGUGAAAUAUUGAUUAGCAAAGAUGUCGAAUCCAAGGAUUCCAAAAAGUCCAGCAAUAAAUUCAGCCAAAGAACAGCUGCAAUGCAAGCCAGCUUGGCAAGUUAUAAAAAGCAGAGGAACAAAGAUAUCAAGGCAGUAAACAAGCGCUUUGGUCGCUUAGAAUCUCAUGUGGUCACUCUCGCCAGAAGUGUGGCUCAUUUGUCAUCAGAAUUACGUUCACAAGCUUCGCUUAGUCAGGAUGUAGACGACAUGAGGCGGCAAGUACAAGAUCAACAACUCAAAACUAAGGAGGAGAGUGACGCGGCCAAGGAAAGCGCUCAGCUGCAGUCGAUAGUGAAAAAACUUAAGAGCUUUUUCGGUGAAGAUCCUCCACUUCUCGCUCUCUUUCUCAAGAAGCUCGGAUAUGAGAGAUUUGUAGACAACUUUGAAGCCGAACAAGUUGGCAUACUGGAGGUUGCCUACAUGACUGAAGAACGAUUACAAAGCUUGGGAAUUCCACUGGGUCCGAGGUUGAGAAUUAUGGAAGAAGUUAAGAAAUUUGUCUUGGAACACACGAAGAAAGUCGGCUAAACUUUGUUACAUGUAUUUUUAUUUAUAUGUGUGGUUCAUCUUUUUGUCCCCUUCUUGAAAUUCGUUAUGACAUGAAAAAGAGAGGGUAAGGAAAAGUAUUCGCGUAGUCAGGUUGCUACGUUAACUUCCGCCUUGGCGUGUUUGACUGGUUACGCAAUCGUUCCAGAAGUCGAGUUGGAGAUCACCAGACAACUAGCGUGAUAAACUUUUCGCAAGUCGUCAAAAAUUUCGUAUCGGUUAUUGACAUGACCGAAGAAUUGUCCACGACACUGGAGAGAACUCACUUAUUUGUUUUUAUGUUUGAGGUCAGAAUUCUUAUUUUGGGACUAGCGUCGUGUCCUUGGACUUUUUAAAAGCAAGUGAAACCAUGGGUCAAAAAAUAUUUUUCUAACGAAUGAUUUUUAUCGAGACCUCAACUGAAUCAUAAAUUUACUGUUUAUAACUUACGUCAAUGUAUAUGUUUCAAAAACCAACCUUCCAGAUAUUUAUGUUAUUGUAAUGUUAUUUUCGUUCUAUCCUCAUCACUACGUGAAGCUGAUGGAAGCCCUACUUAACAUGAUUGAUGGGCAAUAUUGUUUAUAAAACUUCAAAUACAUUUUUAAAAUUGCAUACCACAUCUACAAUUCAAAUUUAAUAUUUUAGGCAAGUAACAAUUUUUUGAAAAAGCUUCAGAGAUGUAUAUUUUCUUAGUAAAUAUUUUUCAAUAAAGGCAAUAAUUAUUUGUACAUUUA
This is a messenger RNA of Stylophora pistillata, 3276 nucleotides long. RefSeq lists its product as uncharacterized. Lineage: Eukaryota; Metazoa; Cnidaria; Anthozoa; Scleractinia; Pocilloporidae. The record is from RefSeq and is a predicted model, not a curated record. Gene Ontology annotation, molecular function: protein binding.